AUUAUUCAGGUCUGCCUCAUGGCGACAGAACCCGGAAGUAGCCUUCAGAUACUAAUGUAUCGCUGAUUGUCCGAGUGCCAGCGGCCUCCUGAUCAUCUUUCUGUUUGUCUGCAGUUCAUAUUCAGCAACAAUGCGAGUCCCACAGGUGUCAAGCUCUCCACAGAUCCAGGCGGUGUUGACCAGCUCAUCUUCAGGUCUAGAGGAAUUCAAAGCUCACGCUGUUUUCCAGGAGAUCAGUAAAAAGCUGCAUGAGGAAGGAGAGCAGUUUGUGAAGAAGAUCGGAGGUGUGUUUGCCUUCAAGGUGAAGGAUGGGCCGGGAGGAAAGGAAGCCAUCUGGAUCGUUGAUGUUAAGAACGGAAAAGGCUCCGUUGACAAUGAUGCUGGUGAGGCUGGUCUAAAUGCAGACAGUAUUGAUCUCUGAACAGAUGACAUUUUC
Molecule: messenger RNA, 436 nt
Organism: Carassius auratus (goldfish)
Lineage: Eukaryota; Metazoa; Chordata; Actinopteri; Cypriniformes; Cyprinidae
Product: non-specific lipid-transfer protein
Exons: 3
Coding region: 131-421 (96 amino acids)
Cellular component (GO): cytosol
Source: RefSeq, a predicted model, not a curated record